GCUCUUCUGUUCUUCUCUUUGAUUGGUCAGCUCAUGGUCUCGCUCAUUUGGCAUCAAAAUAGUUCGAGGCUGCUUGUCGCUGGGAAAGAAGAACCACGACCAUUAAUUCUACUGCAACGAUGACUGAAGAACGAUCGGAACGAUCUGAUGGGCGGAUUGUGAAAAUGGAGAUCGACUACAGUUCUACUGUAGACCAGCGUCUCCCGGAAUGUGAAAAGAUGGCUAAAGAUGGUAAGCUGCAAGAGGCCAUUGAGAGCUUGCUGUCUUUGGAGAAGCAAACCAGAACAGCAUCCGACAUGGUCUCCACAUCCAGGAUCCUUGUGGCUGUAGUCCAGUUGUGCUAUGAAGCCAAAGACUGGGAUGCGCUAAAUGAAAACAUCAUGCUGCUCUCCAAGAGGAGGAGUCAGCUCAAACAGGCUGUUGCCAAAAUGGUGCAGGAAUGUUACAAGUAUGUGGACUCAAUGAGCGACCUGACCAUCAAGCUGAGGCUCAUCGACACACUUCGCACUGUGACUGCUGGCAAGAUCUAUGUGGAGAUUGAACGUGCCAGACUAACAAAGACUCUGGCAAACAUCAAGGAGCAGAGUGGAGACGUCAAAGAGGCUGCUGCAAUUCUUCAGGAGCUGCAGGUUGAAACGUACGGCUCGAUGGAGAAAAAGGAGAAAGUGGAAUUCAUCUUGGAACAGAUGAGGCUCUGCAUUGCUGUCAAGGAUUACAUCCGCACCCAGAUCAUCAGCAAGAAGAUUAACACCAAGUUCUUUCAGGAGGAGGGCACGGAGGAGCUGAAGUUGAAGUACUACAACCUGAUGAUUCAAGUGGAUCAGCAUGAAGGCUCCUAUCUGUCCAUAUGCAAACACUACAGGGCCAUUUACGACACCCCCUGCAUCCUGGAGAAGAGCAGCGAAUGGCAACAGGCCCUGAAGAGCGUGGUUCUGUAUGUGAUCCUGUCUCCUUAUGACAACGAGCAGUCCGACCUCGUACACAGAAUCAGCGCUGACAAGAAGUUGGAGGAAAUCCCUAAAUAUAAGGAUCUUCUUAAGCAGUUCACCACCAUGGAGUUGAUGCGCUGGGCCUCGUUGGUGGAGGACUAUGGGAAGGAGCUGAGAGAAGGCUCAUCUGACAGCCCUGCCACAGACGUCUUUUCUUAUUCAGAGGAGGGCGAGAAGAGGUGGAAAGACCUGAAGAACAGAGUGGUGGAGCAUAACAUCAGAAUAAUGGCCAAGUAUUACACAAGAAUCACAAUGAAGAGGAUGGCCAAUCUUCUCGACCUUUCCAUUGAUGAAUCCGAGGAGUUCCUGUCCAGCCUGGUGGUCAACAAAACCAUCUAUGCCAAGGUGGAUCGACUCGCCGGCAUCAUCAACUUUCAGAGACCCAAAGACCCCAACGACCUGCUCAAUGAUUGGUCACACAAACUCAACUCUCUCAUGUCUUUGGUUAACAAAACCACACACCUCAUUGCCAAGGAAGAGAUGAUCCAUAACUUGCAGUGAUGCAACAACGCCCUGUGUUUUGUAUUUUUUUCGAUUCUGUUGGGCAUCCGUGCAGCUUAACUGCAGUGUAAAAAGAAUCAACAAUACAGAACCUUUCAAUAGUAUUUUUUUUUUACUAUCUAGGAACACAAACAUGAAUCUUUCUGCAUUUUUUUUGUCUUUCUUGUAACUUUAUGACCAUUUGAUGGAAUAUACACCCUCGUUUUUUCUUCACUAACUUUAUGAGGUUCAGCCUGUUGUUUUCAUUGUGUACUGUACUUAGCAAUGUAAACAAUAAACUUGUUUGGUGAACUGA
This is a messenger RNA of Oryzias melastigma (Indian medaka), 1785 nucleotides long. It is a transcript of the gene psmd12, whose product is annotated as proteasome 26S subunit, non-ATPase 12. The coding region runs from base 120 to 1490 and encodes 456 amino acids. The transcript has 11 exons. Gene Ontology annotation, cellular component: nuclear proteasome complex; proteasome regulatory particle, lid subcomplex; cytoplasm. NCBI's taxonomy places the organism in Eukaryota, Metazoa, Chordata, Actinopteri, Beloniformes, Adrianichthyidae. The record is from RefSeq and is a predicted model, not a curated record.